CUGGCGCCUACGGGCAUGGCGGCAGAUGUUGCACGUGACUCCUCUCUCUAUGGGUCUAUCAUAGUCGGCGGCGGGCACGUGCAAGGCCUGGUUAGUUACACUAUCAUGGAUGACCUCACCAUCACCCCCAUGUCCAACAUAUCCGCGGUGGUGCUGAUAACCAAGCUCAAUAGGGAACAAAAGGACCUCGUGCUCGAGGAGAAGUCUGUGAAGAUUGGUAACAAAGAGGCGCUCGAUAUUCUCAAGGCUUCAAUGAAUUCCAAUACCGUCCUCACCGAUGUGUUCCUGUCUGACAACAGUACUGAUGUCUCCCUAUCCAAGAAUAAAAGGGCUCGUACAUCCAGUGGUGAGAAGAAACAAGAUAACAUCCUGGAUUUUUAUAUAUGAGUCAAGGUUGCACUAUGUUACCAUUUGGAGAAUCAGCGUAUGCACUGAACCAUGAUUGGUUAUAAAGAAUUUGUCAUUCUUGUAUUUGCGUGACCAAAGACUUGAAAGCGUAUACAUAUAUGUAUAUGUCUGUGGGAAAAA
Aegilops tauschii subsp. strangulata is the source of this 528-nucleotide messenger RNA. RefSeq lists its product as uncharacterized. The record is from RefSeq and is a predicted model, not a curated record. NCBI's taxonomy places the organism in Eukaryota, Viridiplantae, Streptophyta, Magnoliopsida, Poales, Poaceae.